Messenger RNA from Delphinapterus leucas (beluga whale), 3416 nucleotides. RefSeq names its product MLX interacting protein like (gene MLXIPL). The record is from RefSeq and is a predicted model, not a curated record. Gene Ontology annotation, molecular function: RNA polymerase II cis-regulatory region sequence-specific DNA binding; protein dimerization activity; DNA-binding transcription factor activity, RNA polymerase II-specific. Lineage: Eukaryota; Metazoa; Chordata; Mammalia; Artiodactyla; Monodontidae. Gene Ontology annotation, cellular component: nucleus. Gene Ontology annotation, biological process: regulation of transcription by RNA polymerase II.
CUAGCCCAGGCGAGGCGGCGGCGGCUAUGGCCACGGCCGGAGCGCUGGCGGGUCUGGUCGCGGGCUUGCAGGGCCCGCGGGUCGUCCCCAGCCCGGAUUCGGACUCAGACACAGACUCGGAGGACCCAAGUACCCGGCGCAGCGCAGGCGGGCUGCUCCGCUCGCAGGUCAUCCACAGCGGUCACUUCAUGGUGUCGUCGCCGCACAGUGACUCGCUGACCCGGCGGCGCGACCAGGAGGGGCCCCUGGGGCUCGCCGACUUCGGGCCGCGCAGCAUCGACCCCACACUCACCCGCCUCUUCGAGUGCAUGAGCCUGGCCUACAGUGGCAAGCUGGUUUCUCCCAAGUGGAAGAAUUUCAAAGGCCUCCAGCUGCUGUGCCGGGACAAGAUCCGCCUCAACAACGCCAUCUGGAGGGCCUGGUAUAUCCAGUAUGUGGAGCGGAGGAAGAGCCCCGUGUGUGGCUUCGUGACCCCCCUGCAGGGGCCUGAGGCUGAUGAGCACCGGAAACCGGAGGCCGUCGUCUUGGAGGGGAAUUAUUGGAAGCGGCGCAUCGAGGUGGUGAUGCGCGAGUACCAUAAGUGGCGCAUCUACUACAAGAAGCGGCUCCGUAAGUCCAGCAGGGAAGGGGAUCUCCUGGCCCCAAAGCAGGUGGAAGGGGGGUGGCAGCCACCGGAGCGAUGGUGCGAGCAGCUCUUCACCAGCGUGGUGCCCGUCCUGCUGGCGGGCCCAGAGGAGGAGACCAGCGGGCGGCAGCUUCUGGAUCUCGAUUGCUUUCUGUCCGACAUCUCCGACACACUCUUCACCAUGACUCAGCCCGGCCCUACACCCCUGCAGCUGCCCCCCGAGGACGCCUAUGUUGGCAACGCUGACAUGAUCCAGCCAGACCUGACGCCUCUGCAGCCCAGCCUGGAUGACUUCAUGGAGAUCUCAGAUUUCUUCACCAACUACCGCCCCCCACAGACACCUACACCCUCAAGCUUCCUGGAGCCCCCCAGCUUCAGCCCCAUGGUUGACCCUGUCCUCAGCAGUGGGAUCCUGGGCUCAGAGGUGCCCUCUGCCUGCUCGGGCAUGACCCACCUCUCGGGACACAACCGCCUGCAGGCUCGGAGCAGCUGCCCUGGCCCUCUGGACUCCAGUGCCUUCCUGAGCUCUGAUUUCCUGCUUCCUGAAGACCCCAAGCCCAAGCUCCCACCCACUCCCACACGCCCACCCCUCCUCCAAUACCCCAGCCCUGCCAAGGGGCUUGGCCUGGAGCCCUGUGCCCCACCCCCUUUCCCUCCCAUGGCUCCACUGCCUGCUAUGCUGCAGGAAGAGCCUGUCUUCUCUCCCAGAUUCUCUUUCCCUCCUGUCCCUCCUGCCCCGGGAGUGUCCCCACCGUCUGCUCCCACGGCCUUCGCACCCACCCCCCAGCUGGGUCCAGGCCCUGCCCCCGCCCCCUUCCCCUUAGACCUUCUACCCUCGGGGUAUUCGGAGCCCCCAUUGGGGCCUCACUUCACCGUGCCCCAAGGCACGCGGCCCAGAGGCAAGCCCCCUACCCAGUCCCCCAGGGGGCAGAGGCCCAGCCCCCCCACCUUGGCCCCUGCCACUGCCGGGGGCAACAAUCCUUGCCUCGCACAGCUGCUCACAGCAGCCAAGCCUGAGCAAGCCCUGGAACCUGCGCUUGUGUCCAGCGCCCUCCUCCGGUCCCCAGGGUCCCCGGUAAGAUGGCGGGCACUGGGAGGUGGCGGUGAACCCCGGGGCUUCACCCCGACUCUCUGCCCUUCUCCACCCCAGCAGGAGAUAGCCCCCGAGUUCCCCUGCACCUUCUUUCCCCCGACCCCGGCCCCUACACCGCCCCGACCACCUCCGGGUCCAGCCACAUUGGCCCCUCCCAGGCCCCUGAUUGUCCCCAAAGCGGAGCGGCUCUCGCCCCCAGCACCCAGCGGUAAAGAGGGGUUGCAGGGAUCGGGGAGCUCUGCGGGAGGGAGGGAAGGGAAGGAAGAAGGGGGGACUACAUCUGGGGCCAGGAUGAGAGGGCCAGGGAAAUGGGACCCUCUCCCCUGUGUUGGUCUGUCUGUGGGUCUGUCUGUCUCUGACACAGGUGGUGAGCGGCGGCUGUCUGGGGAGCUCAACUCCCUGCCGGGCCCGGGGACUCUGAGCAUGUGCAUCUCUUCCCCUCAACGCAUCCUAAGCCGGGGCCAUCCGGACAACAAGACCGAAAACCGGCGCAUCACACACAUCUCUGCGGAGCAGAAGCGGCGCUUCAACAUCAAGCUGGGGUUUGACACUCUGCACGGGUUGGUGAGCACGCUCAGCACCCAGCCCAACCUCAAGAUGAGCAAAGCCACCACGCUGCAGAAGACAGCCGAGUACAUCGCCAUGCUGCAGCAGGAGCGAGCCGCCAAGCAGGAGGAGGCCCAGCAGCUCCGGGACCAGAUCGAGGCGCUCAAUGCCGCCAUCAACCUGUGCCAGCAGCAGCUGCCUGCUACGGGAGUGCCCAUCACACACCAGCGGUUCGACCAAAUGCGAGACAUGUUCGAUGACUACGUCCGGACCCGCACACUGCAUAACUGGAAGUUCUGGGUGUUCAGCAUCCUCAUCCGGCCUCUGUUCGAAUCCUUCAAUGGGAUGGUGUCUACGGCAAGCCUGCAGAGCCUCCGCCAGACCUCACUGGCCUGGCUGGACCAGUACUGCUCCCUGCCUGCUCUCCGACCAACUGUUCUGAACUCCCUACGCCAGCUGAGUACAUCUACCAGUAUCCUGACGGACCCGGACUGUAUACCCGAGCAAGCCACACGGGCAGUCACAGAGGGCACCCUUGGCAAAUCUGUAUAGUGCUGGCCGGACCGUGCUGCUCACUCAGCUGCCCUGGGGCUGCUCUCCCUGGGCACUCCCCUUCUGCUCCGGGUCCCGGCUGUCAAGCAGGGUUUCUUCUGAUCUCCUGGGAACCGGGAAGAACUGAGUUCCAGUCCCUGCUCUACUAUAGCAACAAUGCUGUGACCUGGGGAGAUCAUCCUCCCUCUUUGGACCUCCAUUCUCCAGUCUGCAAAAUGGGGACGGGGAAGCUUCAAGUAGAAGAGGAUCCCAAGGCCUUAGCAGCUGUGGCGCUUGGGGGCCUAAGCUGGCAACUCGGGGAGUUUGAAAGAGGGAAGGGGACGAUGCUUCCUUGUCACUCCCACCUGCUCCACCCACAGGUCAGGCACAGGCUUCUGUUUCUAAGCCGGGAAGGAGAAAAGGAGGUUCCUUCUCUCUGCUCCUCCACUGGUAGCCUGGACGGGCUGCAGGAUGGCAUCCCUGAGUAAAGCCAGGAAGGUCUGAUCCCAGGAGAGAGCAGGGCAGGGGGUGGCCAAGCCAGGGGAGGCAUCUGGUAUGUGUGUGGAUGAGUGUGUGUGGAUUUUGUAAAGAAUUCUUGACCAAUAAAAACAGAAACUGUCA